Camelina sativa (false flax) is the source of this 1005-nucleotide messenger RNA. The record is from RefSeq and is a predicted model, not a curated record. Lineage: Eukaryota; Viridiplantae; Streptophyta; Magnoliopsida; Brassicales; Brassicaceae.
AUGGCAAAAAAGAAGUUAAAUCUAACUUUCAUCCCCAAUAAAGUGAUUAGGAAACGAACAUUCAACCGGAGGAAGGAAGGAUUUAAGAAGAAACUCAAUGAUCUCAAGACUUUAUGCAAUGUCGAUGUAUGUGCUGUCAUCUACAAUCCAUUUAACUCAACUCCAGAUGCGUGGCCAUCGGAAUCUGGGGUGAAUAGUGUGAUCGAGAAGGCAUUAAUGGUGACAGAGAAGAAAUGUGAAGUGCUGAACCAUGAAAAAUUUCUCAAUCAAUACAUUGAAAAAGUAAGAAAACACGAGGAUAAGUUGGUUGAAGAUAAUAAAGAAAUUCGCCUAAAGGAGGCCAUGUUCAAGUGUCUUGGUGGUAACAUGAAAGAUUUUCAAAUGAACGAUAAAGAUCGUUCUGACUUGUGUGAGUUUCUUGAUGGAUAUCUUAAGGAUCUUUAUCAUCAUAAAAAGGUAAAUCUCAACCAGCCAACUUUUGAAAUUGGAGAAUCUUCUUCAAUGCAAAUGGCAAGAACUGCUACUACUGCAAACAUGGCAGAUGCGGACAUGGCACCAACCGAUGUAUCCCCAUUCAUGGCACCACCUAGUAUGGCUGAAGUGGGUUUUUCUUCCUUUCUGAAUGCUCUAUUCUUCAACUAUCCUCAACCAACCAAUGAGUUUGAGCUCAUAGUCUCUCCAAAUCAAACACUAGGAGAUAUGAAUUUUCUUGUAAGUACUCUUUUCCUCAGUGAUAACCAAGAAUUUUGUGGUCCAACUAUGAAUCAGAUUUGUUUGUUGUGAUAAUUCCAUUCCAUGACCCUUUCAAACCAUGGAGCAGAUCAUGUUGAUUUUCAGAUAAGUGAUAACAAUCAAGAAGUUUACAUUCCAUCAGUGGAUCAGGAUGAAAUUCACUAUCCAAAUCAAACUUAUGAUGGAAAUCAACAAGGAUUCAUUGAAGAGAUGAUCAAAUAUGCUGAGGAAACAAAUUUUCCUUGGAUAGUAGACAAUCCCAACAAGUUCUAA